GACUUCUCUGAAGAGGUGGGACGGAGAACACAAGGAAGAUGCGUGGAACCACCUCUAUCGGUGUGACCAGUAAUAUCUAUUGCGCUCGUCCUGUUAUUUCCUCUGUUGUUCGGUGGACCCGCCAUGAUAAGUGCCGGGGGUCGUAAAUAUUGAUCUAAGUAGCGCCAGAGGUGUUGUUGCAUUCGGACAACAGCAGCUACUGUAUGACCCGCACUACAUUCUUGUUGGCAUCAUGGGUCAAUCGCUGAUAAAAGUGUGUGAGGAACCGCUGAAGCUGUGCGAGAUCGACCCGACGUCGUUCUACCAGAGCAAUGGUGGGGACGCCGACCUCGGCGACUGCCAGCUGAAAAUUCGGGAUUUCCAGUCCGGAAAGGUGCUGAAGUUCGGGCAACUGCAGGUUUUCCACUCCGAAAACUUCUCGAAGCGCUUCAGCAUCCACAAGCGGCGCACGAUAGAGAAGACGCAGGGCAAGGCCAGAAGACGGAACAAUAAGGACUACACGGAUGCUAUGGAGGUGUCAGGAUUGAAAUCGUCAAAGUUGAAAUAGUUUGCGACGCAUAAAAUGGAUGGCAAUUGGAAGCCCAAUUUCUAAGCGGUGCAUGACAAACCUCGGCACUGUCUAAAUUCAGUUUCUUAUGCUGUUUAGAGACAGACGGCGUCUUUUGUCAUGCUACUUCAGCAGCUCUAAUGCAGACCCCAAACAGGCUUACAGUCGGCCUCACUUGCCAUCCCUGCAAGAGAGGCACUUCAUGCGUUGCAAUUUCUGCAUGAGAAAUUAUUUCAACUGUGACGAUUUCAAUCCUGACACAUCCAUAGAUGCGCCGACAGUGACGGUCGGCGGGCUGAUGUCCUCACCCAUGCGAACCGACUGGGGAGGAACAACAUCAAUCAACCAAGCCACGUCGCAGACAGUCACAGCCGGGCGGACCGUCUACUCGCCGUUGUGGGAUCUGUACCCGUGGCGCGAAGCGUACCGCUUCCGUUCCAAAAAGACCUGGGUGGGGCGCGCGAACGAUGGUAACACGUACUUGAUAAGCGUUAGCACACACAUCGACGACCGCGUUCCGGAUAAAACAGCCGAGGAUAUUGAAGACAUCGCGCGGGCGCAAGCUUACGCGGCGAAAUUUAACGAGAAAUUUUCCGCUUCGAGUUCAUCGUCACGCUCACCCAUGGGCGGAGGCGGGGACGACCAGCCGAAGUUUCUGUUCAACGAGGACCCUUUAUUUUUCGGUGGUGCGACGACACCGCGCGGCGGUUCAGCGCCGGUCGUGUACGACCUAAAUCGGAAGGAUUUUUACGAUAAGCACGGCGCCGGAGCCCCGCAAACUAACCUGCAGGUGCAGAUUGUUCGCACGAACCAGUGCGAAGUCUUGGACAGCCAGAUGUCGGCGCUAAUUCAGGUGGGCGACAGUGCCUUGCUGACACAACUGCCGCACGCGUUUGUCGAGGCCAUGAGCGCAAACUCGCCGACGGGCGGCGGUUUGGAGGUGGACAAGUUCCUGUUCGACGGCGGUGAGCACUUCUGCGAGCUCGCGCACACGUUCUUCCACUUCGUCUUCUACAUCUCCGGUGGCAAGGAGAUGGUGACCGACAUGCAGGGGGUCAUCAGUAUCAGAAUAGAAUUCUUGAGGGAACGAAUAUUAUUUUUGCGCCCAUAGUGAACGAAGAUACAGGUCGUACUUUUUUGCAUAGGGACUCUCUUCUAUCAUGCGAAUCAAGUUGUACUAGCGGCAGCGAUCACAGAAAUUGUCUGAAUGAAGAUUAUGUUGGGGAUCACAUACAACUAGAAGGCUUGCCGAGCACGCAGUCCUCUGCCGCAAGAGGUUGUGGAGUCGAUUGUAGGCUGCGCAAAAAUAAGGGAAAUUCUCAGUGUGAUAAAGGCGGAGUCUGACACCGGCGUUCAGCAGCUGAUGCUUCUCGACCCGGUCGUGCUACGAAGCAGUGCUUUCGCUGGUAUGACAAAAAUGAUAAACUUUUUUGACAAGUGGAACCCAGGUAGGAUAGAUACUUCACAGCACUCAACAUUUGUAUAAACGAACAGCGGACUACCACUACUACAGCCUGGUAGUAGAUUCGUAUAGCAAUGCCUGCGCAUUGGAUUCAACAAGCCAUUUACAGGUGCCGGUUCCUUCGUACCGCCGGAUGACCUGAACCAGCUCUUCGAAGUAUGACAGCAAAAGUGAGAGCAAUUUAUCACUGCCAGCUCCUUUUCCUAAUUGCAAGAGAAGCAUGAGACAACUUCACUCAAAUCUUCAACCGUAGGGAAAGUUUUCCUUGCCUAUUCCCCUUGUCUAUGAAAAGUGAUAAAUUGCAGCCAAUUUACUGUAUGUUCCAUAAGAGCACCUCUACCCCCGGACAACGCGGUCAGCCCAGUCGUUCGAUCCCCAGUACGCGUCGCAAAUUUUUGUGCUUCCGCAGCUUUUGUGGUGGUGUUCGUGGUCCCCUUUGCAUAGUACAAAAAAAUAAAUCUUGUGUAGCAUAACAAAAGGCAUAGCAAGUGCAAGAGAAGCAAUUAGGUAUUGCUCGUUUUGCAACAAUGCAUAUUGCGCCAUGCGCGGCGUUGGCAUUCUUUGCGCCAUGCAUCGAUAGGAAUGAACUUGCACAGCGGAAAAAUUAUCAGGAGUCCACGACCGAUGCUGCGGGGGCACAAGUGUCGUUUUUGAUACCCAGCGCACUGCGUACAGCAGAAAACAGGUUUGCGGAAUAAGCUGCUACUGA
This is a messenger RNA of Amoebophrya sp. A120, 2718 nucleotides long. Lineage: Eukaryota; Dinophyceae; Syndiniales; Amoebophryaceae. The record is from the annotation of a GenBank genome assembly.